AUGUCUUCAACAACAUCACCUUCUCCAAAUUCUUCCCCUUCUGCGGUCCCACCAACUUCAUCCGGUACCUCACCACCCCCACCUGCUUCCCCUGCCCCAUCAAAUUCGUCAACUACUACAACCACUGCAACCCCUUCUGACGCUUCAUCCCCUCCUCCCCAGUCUCCUCCUCCAGCAACACCAGCUGUUCCCCCUCCAAAAUCAUCACCACCACCAUCAACACCGCCACCAACUUCACCACCGCCUUCUCCUCCUCAGGUUCCACCCCCAUCCCCUCCUCGGUCUCCACCCCCAUCAUCUCCAACUGUUCCACCCCCAUCGCCUCCGGCGGCAUCACCUCCACCAUCACCACCCGCAUCAUCACCACCUUCGCCACCAGCUUCUCCUCCUCCUGCUGCAUCUGCACCCCCACCAAAUGCGUCCCCACCGCCUCCAUCAGGAGGUUCCCCUCCUCCCCAAUCUUCCCCACCACCUCCAGCAGAAGCCUCACCUCCACCUACAUCCACCUCAGAUUCUCCACCCCCGCCAGCUGAUGUACCACCACCUUCGGCCAAUUCUUCACCACCACCACCACGGGGAAAAGCACCAGAAAAAUCCCCUCCAUCCCCCACUGGUACACCUCCUCCAUCUGGUUCUAAAUCUGCUCCUCCACCAGUUGAUAACUCCCCCUCUGAACCCACUUUGCAAUCACCACCUCCUUCAGUCCCUUCAUCUUCUUCACCUCCUCUUAGUUCUCCAGCUCCACCUAGUAAUUCAUCAAGUCCAACUCCCUUACCACAGAAGCCAACUGCAAAGUCAACUACUAAUGCCAAUGCAACGGCAAAUACCACAUCUAGAAAUACAAGCGGGUUAAACACGGGAGGAGCUGUGGCAAUUGGAAUUGCAGUUGGAUUUCUGGUGCUCAGUCUUGUUGUUAUGGCGGUUUGGUUUGCAAAGAAGCACAAGAAAAGAACUGGAUCAAAUCUUCGUUACACCAUGCCUUCCCCCUUCGCUUCAUCCCAGAAUUCAGAUUCAGUAUUUCUGAAGCCGCAUUCUCCAGCUCCGCUUGUAGGAAAUGGUUCUGGUAGUGAUUUCAUGUAUGCACAAUCAGAUCCUGGUGGAGUAAACAAUUCAAGAUCAUGGUUUACAUAUGAAGAACUACUCCAAGCCACAAAUGGUUUUUCGACAAAGAAUCUUUUGGGCGAAGGUGGAUUUGGUUGUGUAUACAAAGGUGUUCUGGAAGAUGAAAGGGAAGUUGCUGUAAAACAGCUAAAAAUUGGUGGUGGACAAGGGGAACGUGAGUUUAAAGCUGAAGUUGAAAUUAUUAGUCGUGUACACCAUCGCCAUUUGGUUUCCCUGGUUGGUUACUGUAUAUCUGAGCAUCAAAGAUUGCUUGUCUAUGACUUCGUUCCAAAUGAUACCCUACAUUACCAUCUUCAUGGUGAGGGCAGGCCGGUUCUGGAUUGGGCAACCAGAGUCAAGGUUGCUGCUGGUGCAGCUCGUGGAAUAGCUUACUUACAUGAAGAUUGUCAUCCCCGCAUUAUUCACAGAGAUAUUAAGUCAUCAAACAUCCUUUUGGAUAGCAACUUUGAAGCUCAGGUUGCAGAUUUUGGGCUUGCAAAGCUAUCAUUGGAUUCAAAUACGCAUGUAACCACAAGAGUAAUGGGAACAUUUGGAUACAUGGCUCCAGAAUAUGCAACAAGUGGAAAGUUGACGGACAAGUCUGAUGUUUACUCUUAUGGUGUUGUGCUAUUGGAGCUAAUUACAGGCCGCAAACCCGUGGAUUCUUCUCAGCCGUUGGGUGAUGAGAGCCUAGUUGAAUGGGCUCGGCCUUUGCUUUCUCAAGCACUUGAGAAUGAAGACUUUGAAGAGUUGGCAGAUUCAAGGCUGGAAAAGAAUUAUGUUGAGAAUGAAAUGUUUCGAAUGAUUGAGGCGGCUUCAGCUUGUGUGCGUCAUUCAGCUGCGAAAAGGCCACGGAUGAGACAGGUGGUAAGGGCUUUUGACUCCUUAGAUGAAUUAUCAGAUCUCAGUAACGGAAUGAAACCUGGACAAAGUGAAAUUUUUGAUUCCGCACAACAAUCUGCACAAAUUAGAAUGUUUCAGAGAAUGGCAUUUGGUAGUCAAGACAACAGUACAAGUUUUUUUAAUCACACUCAUAGUAGCUGGAAAAGUAGAGACUCUAGAGAGCACGGGGACAAAACCGGGAGUAGCUGGACAAGUGGAGACUCUAGAGAGCAUAGGGACCAAACUCAGAGUAGCUGGAGCAGAGACCAGAGAGACCAAAGUACUGUAAUAUCCAUUGAUAGAUCUCGGUUAUGGAACAACUGA
Molecule: messenger RNA, 2307 nt
Organism: Prunus armeniaca (apricot)
Lineage: Eukaryota; Viridiplantae; Streptophyta; Magnoliopsida; Rosales; Rosaceae
Source: the annotation of a GenBank genome assembly